GCCUGGAAUGAUCUCCUCUGCACACUGUAAAACGGCCGCCGUUGUGUUUGAGCAGCGACUGCCUUUGAUCUGUCUACUCCGAUAUCCGGACCUGCGUUACUGACCUGCACGUUGUCUCUCUCUCCCUCCCUACCCGCAAUGCCUUCCAAGUUUGAGCGCCUGCCGCUGAGCACCAGCGGGCCGCUGGAGUGCGCGCUCAAGGGCACCGUGCUGCUGAACCACCCCUACUUCAACAAGGGGUCCGCCUUCACCGCGGCCGAGCGCCGCGACUUCGAGCUGACGGGCCUGCUGCCGCCGAGCGUCCAGACGCUCGAGCAGCAGGCGCAGCGGGCCUACGAGCAGUACUCGGCGGGCGCGGACGACCUGGCCAAGAACACGUUCCUGACGUCCAUGAAGGAGCAGAAUGUGGUGCUCUACUUUAAGUUGCUGCUGGACCACCUUGAGGAGAUGUUCAGCGUCGUGUACACGCCGACCGAGGGCGAGGCCAUCCAGAACUAUUCGCGCCUCUUCAGGAGGCCGGAAGGGGUCUUUUUGAACAUCCACGACAUUGACCGCGUGCGCCAUGAUCUGUCGCUGUGGGGAACCGAAGACGACAUUGACUACAUCGUCGUCACGGAUGGCGAAGAGAUCCUCGGCAUCGGUGACCAGGGGUGCGGCGGCAUCUUGAUCUCCAUCGCCAAGCUGGUUCUCAUGACCAUCUGCGCCGGGAUACACCCGAACCGGGUGCUUCCCGUUGUGCUGGACUGCGGCACCGACAACGAGACUCUUCUGAACGACCCGCUGUAUCUGGGACUCAGGGAGAAGCGGGUCCGGGGAGAGACGUACGACGAGUUGGUCGACACAUUCAUCCGAUCAGCGCGCGAGCUGUACCCGAAAGCGUACAUCCAUUUCGAGGACUUUGGCUUCCAAAACGCACGGCGCCUACUCGACAAAUGGCGGCCACAAAUCCCAUGCUUCAAUGACGACGUGCAGGGAACCGGCUGCGUGACCCUUGCGGCCAUCAUUGCCGGUCUCCAUGUGUCGAAGCAAAAGCUCGCCGAUCUCCGCAUGGUUGUGUUCGGCGCAGGGUCAGCAGGCGUAGGGAUUGCGGACCAAGUCCGUGAUGCCAUAGCAACCGAGCGAGGCAUCAGCAAAGAGGAGGCGUCCAAGCAGAUAUGGCUCAUCGACAAGCCUGGGCUCCUAACAACCCAGGUCAAGAACCUCUCGGACGCCCAGAAGACUUAUGCACGGUCGGAAGACUGGGGAGGAAAAAAGACGGACCUGUUGGGAGUGGUCAACGAGGUGAAACCGAACGUGCUGGUCGGCACUUCAACCGUGCCCAAGGCCUUCACCGAGGAGGUCGUCCGCGCUAUGGCAUCGCACGUGGAGCGGCCCAUCAUCCUCCCGCUCUCCAAUCCGACCAAGCUGCACGAAGCGGUCCCUGCCGACCUGUUCGCAUGGACCGACGGGAAGGCCCUCGUCGCCACGGGCAGCCCGUUCAAGCCUGUCAAGGGUCCGUGGGGGUCCGGGGGCGAGGAAGUCGAGAUUGAGGUGGCGGAAUGCAACAACAGCGUCGUGUUCCCCGGCAUCGGCCUCGGCGGCGUGCUGUGCAGGACCAAGCUGGUCACCGAGAAGAUGCUCAUCGCGGCGGUGAACGGAGUGGUGGAGCUCAGCCCGGCGCUCCGGGACGACACGGCGCCAUUGCUGCCGGGGGUCGACGUGGUCCGCGAGGUGAGCGUGCGCGUGGCGCGGAAGGUGAUCCAGGCGGCGGUUGAAGAAGGCGUGGCGACGGAACAGGACAUCCCGGAGGACGAGGGGGAACUGGACGAGUGGAUCAAGGAGCAGAUGUGGGAUCCCGUGUACCGCCCGCUCAAACUCGUCGAGGCGCAGACUGCGAGUCGCCAGGCCAAAGGCGAGCUGCGGGUUGUCGGCAGCUUGCCCCAGAGGGCGUAGCAGGU
Molecule: messenger RNA, 1937 nt
Organism: Thermothielavioides terrestris NRRL 8126
Lineage: Eukaryota; Fungi; Ascomycota; Sordariomycetes; Sordariales; Chaetomiaceae
Exons: 5
Coding region: 139-1932 (597 amino acids)
Biological process (GO): pyruvate metabolic process; malate metabolic process
Cellular component (GO): mitochondrion
Molecular function (GO): NAD binding; malate dehydrogenase (decarboxylating) (NAD+) activity
Source: RefSeq, a predicted model, not a curated record